CUUUCGUACGGUCACGCAUUACCAAUCUGAAGGAGUCAUCGCGAGGGUGGGCACGUAAAAGCGCGCAAGUCCGACUCGUACGGGGUUGAAGUACAGGCGCUCUCUUUUUUCCUUCACGAUUCUUCGUUAGUUGAUUGUUUCACUCUCGCGAUUUUUCAUUAUUCGAUUGUUUGUUGUUUCAUCGCUCGAUUUUCGCGUUCUCUUCUACGAAAAGAAGAUCUCCGUUUCCGAUCACAAGCUACCUCUAUCGCUUCUUGAUUCUUGCAAAAGGUGAGAGUCGCGCACGAUCUAAGAUCCUCAUUCUACGCGAUCGCAGAGUCGGGUGACUACUGGACGCUAAGAUCGAAUCUCGCGAAAUAUCUCGCAAUCUCGCGACUCGCUCGCACUCGACGGUCCGUGAAGCAAGUGCCCGCGAAAAUAAGAUUACUACCAAUUGCGCACUUGACGACGCAUCUGAUCUUCGAUUUCAUCUCGAGGAAUCCCGGUGUGAUUUAAUAAAUCUGUUCGGGCUUUUCGCAAACACACGAGAAACCAAAAGAUCCCGAGACGCGAUCUAAUUGUAAGAUCGAAAAGACGUAAAAGAUCUUACACUGCACGCUGUCCUUGUUCGACGUGGGUAAAAAAUUGGAGACAGUGAUUCCGAAAGCACCGAUUAUGUCGACCGAGAACUUCGAGAACUCGAUGGUGGAGCGGCCCUGGGUGACUACUAAACUACAGCAAUUGCUAUUCUUGUGCACGAUGAUCGCCUUGAUAACUAAGGUGAUCGAAAAAACGAGGUUCUUGCACGCUCUGAGGAAGAUACCCUACCCAACGGCGUUACCCAUAAUCGGCAACGCGUAUCAGCUCAACUGUACGCCCGAAGAAUUCUUCCAGAAGAUGAUACAGUGGUCUAAAGAAUUCGGCAACAUUUUCCUAGUCUGGGUCGCUUCGCGACCCUUCAUCUUCCUCUACACAGUCGAGGCGGUGAAGCCCUUGCUUAAAAGCACCACACAUACCAAUAAGAGUCUUGAGUAUGAAUAUCUAAAACCUUGGCUAGGUAUUGGCCUAGUGACCAACAAUGGUUUAAAAUGGUACGUCCGCAGGAAGCUGUUGACACCAAGUUUUCACAGCGGUCUCAACGAUGCGUACCUGAAGAUCAUAAAAAAGCAGUCCGCUAUCCUCAUUUCCUGUCUCCACAAAGAAGUGGGCAAAUGCUUCGACGUCGUACCUUAUGCGAAACGUGCCGCACUCGAUAUGAUAUGUGAAACCUCAAUGGGCUAUUACGUCAACGCCCAAACCAAUUUGAACAACGAAUAUGUUAAAGCUGUGGACAGGAUAGCUUCUAUUGUGCAAAUGCGCUUUACCAACGUGUGGGUGUCCUGGAACCCGAUCUUUAAAUUAACUAAGGCGGGUAAGGAACACGAUCGAUCAUUGAAUAUAAUUCACAGUUUGGUAAACAAGGUGAUCGCUGAAAGGAAACGGCAACGCAACGGUAACUCCAACAGACCGUCGAAAAAACGGCAGGCGCUGCUUGAUUUGUUGCUAGAUAUUUCACAAAAUGGUACUGUUCUCACGGAUAAAGACAUUCGUGAAGAAGUGAAUACUUUCAUGUAUGCUGGUCACGAUACCACAGCGACCAGCAUAUCUUGGGCGCUGUACGUGCUAGGACGGCAUCCUGAAUAUCAGGAAAAGAUACUGAACGAAUACGAUGAAAUAAUUGGCACAGAUGAAAUAACAACAGAAAAUAUAAAUAAAUUAAUAUGGCUUGAUGCUUGCAUCAAGGAGCAGUGGAGGCUUUAUCCUGUGGUCCCGCUCAUCGCGAGACAAAUAUAUGAGCCCAUUGAAAUACUGGGCAUCCAAGUUCCUCGUGGUUCUACAGUGCUGAUUAACUCGUAUCUGUUACAUCGGGAUGCUCGCUUCUUUCCCGAACCGCACGUUUAUCGACCAGAGCGAUUUUUGCCAAACAGCGCGAAAAUACCGCCCUUCGCUUUCAUUCCAUUCAGCGCCGGAUCGCGGAAUUGCAUUGGCUGGAAAUUUGCGACCAUGUUCAUAAAAGUUGCCGUUGUGUCUGUAUUAAAAUCCUUCAACAUAGAAGCUAUCGAGAAAGAGGAUGAUCUGCGAUUCAAAUCCGAGUUAGUAUUGAUCAAUACUAAUGGAAUUCAGCUCAAACUAAUGCCGCGAUGAAACAUAAUUAAUGAUGAAAACACUAUGUGAUGCUUUAGUAUAAAAUUUAUUAAAUAACUUUUAUACUAAAAAAACAUUUUUUAUACUAAAUUAAUACUAAAAAAUAUUUUUUAUAGUAAAUUGUAUA
Ooceraea biroi (clonal raider ant) is the source of this 2290-nucleotide messenger RNA. RefSeq names its product cytochrome P450 4c3. NCBI's taxonomy places the organism in Eukaryota, Metazoa, Arthropoda, Insecta, Hymenoptera, Formicidae. The record is from RefSeq and is a predicted model, not a curated record. Gene Ontology annotation, molecular function: monooxygenase activity; iron ion binding; heme binding.